CUUCUCGACUGUCAGCUUGCACCGGAAUCGGCUCUGAUAUCAGAAAAGAAAAUAACACCCAAAACCAGCACCGCCCAGUUACAAAGCAGCCAUCCAAAACAGCGCACAAAAUAGCACACCACCAAAAUAGCACACCACCAAAAUAGCCAGAAUCCAUAUUCCUGCGAGCCAUGGCGUCCCCGGUCCGCAAUGUCGCCUCCAGAUAUUUGGACUCCUUGCCCGAAUCCAGCCCCGCCAGGGCCCCUUUGGCCCAGGCCAACAACUUCAACAUCAGACCCGCCAAAAAAGGAAAGGCCCAUAAGCUCGACUCGCCCGACUUGGACGAUUUGGCCCGCCAAAUGAACAUCGACACCCCGGCCAAAACAGCCGGUUUUCCCCGGGCUCGGCUCGACACGCCGUCAGCCACUGUGUCUUCGUUCCAAACGUCGCCCUCGCCACGGCUCGGCACGCCCACGGCCGGCAGGACAGAACCACGCAAAUUGGCCGACUUGAACGUGCCCAUCGAGCCUCUUUCGGCAAGCAAAACAAGAACCCUGGCGGACUCCAAGGCGUACGAGUAUCUCUGCCGGAUCCAGGCCAUCAAGAACUGGCUCCAGGCCGUGCUUGGCGAGCCUAUCCCGCAAACUGCGCCGCAACUCAUCUCGCAUAUCCAGAACGGCAUUUACUUGGCCAAGCUCGCCAACAUCUUGUUGCCCGGGAAGAAACCAGUGUACACACAGGACGCCCGAUUGGAGUUCCGCCACACCGAGAACAUCAACCGCUUCUUCAGGUUACUCAAGUACUUGGACAUUCCUGAUGUGUUUCACUUCGAGCUCACGGACCUCUACGAUGCCAAGGACGUGCCCAAGGUGUGGUUCUGUCUCCAUGCCAUCAGCUACAAGAUCAACACGCUCAACCCGGCGUACCCGCCCAUGGAAAACUUGGUGGGCGCUCUCGACUUUGACGCGGCCGAAAUCAGGGCUGCCAGCAGGUCGUUGUUGGGCCACCAAUUGCCCAACUUCUCAAGUGCAGACAACGUCAACGUGGGCUCGCCAGGCACAAGCUCCUAUAUGAACAAAGCGUUGUCCGUGUCUCCAACCAAGCUGCCCAAACCAGCGUCUCGAGCGGCGUCUCCUGGGGCCAAGCCCAGGCUGCCGGAGACCGAAAACCCAUUUCUAGAGCCCGCCUCUAUCAUCCCCGACCCUGCCAGUAAGUUCAGCUUGGGUGGCAUGAGAAUCCCCGACUUGACCGUCAAAAGCAUCGACUCAAAGCCUGCCCUCACCGCGUCUCCAAAGUCAAGCAUGCCUACCCUGCUAUCCUCCGUGGGCCAACUGAGCCAAUACUAUACCCCCGAGCUUGACUUGCACAUGACCAACAUAUUGAAGCUCCAGGCUCUUUGCAAAGGCUCCAUCCUCCGCUACCACAUGUUUGUUCGGAAGAUCAUGGUGAAGUCCUAUGACACAGAGCUUACCACCUUCUUCUCCAUCAUUCGGGGAAACAUGGUGAGGUCGAAGACAGUCCAUCGUCAUCGAGGCGAUCUUCUCGCGUACGAAAACGACAUUUCACGCCUUCAAGCCAUCGCCCGACUGCGGAUGGCUCAAAAGCGGCUGAAUACUGUGAUCGACUGUGCUGGUGGUGAUUCCGUCAGACACUUGCACCACAUCGCUCGAGGGUUUCUCGUUAGACACGAUAUAAGGGAAAAAAUUCACACGCUACUCAGGUACGAGGAGCAAAUCACGGGCCUUCAAUGCCGGAUUCGGGCAAGGCCCAUUUACGACAGGGCCUCAACGUUCCUGCAACAUCGAUCUUUGAUUGAGCCCAGCAUAGUACAGGUGCAAUCUUUGGCUCGCCGAUCUUUAUUCAUUCGCCUGCAGAACGAAAGCGUCACUUCACACUUGAAACAUGAUGACGCAAUCAUUGAGCUCCAAGGGCUUGCUAGAGGGGCUUUUGUGAGAAGCAAAGUCGCAAAAUGCUUAGGGGUAUUGAGCGAGCAGAUUUGCUCGUUGGGUGAGCUUCAAAGCAUUGCCAGAGGGGCUAUAACAAGAACCCGAUUAUGCAACAAUGUCUUGAUUACUCUCAUUGGAGAAGAUGUGAAGAUGAGCGAGCUCUUUGCAAAAGCAAGAGGAAAUGCCGUGCGUGAAGAUAUUCGCCACAAGAAAUUUGUUCUUCAAAUAAAAGAGGAAGAUAAGAUCGUAUCUCUCCAGUCUGGGUUCAGGGGGAUCUUGGCGAGAUUCAAUCAGUCUGUGGAUAUGGAGGAUAUCUACGACAAUGUGGACUCCAUCAUUCGUCUCCAAACUACAAUCAGAGGAAAGAUUGUGAGGUUGAAAAGGGCGUCCUUUGAUCACUAUUAUGCGAUCCAUGCAGACAAAGUCGUAAAAGCCCAGGCUAUACUAAGAAGCAAGUACACCAAAGAUGCGUAUAAGGCCUUCAUCAUGAUGAAAAAUCCUCCCCUAGGUGUGGUGAGGAAGUUUGCCUAUCUUCUCUCGGAUAGCGGAACGGAUUUCGAAGAAGAAAUUGAGUUGACUAGGCUCAAGGACGAAAUCCUUGAGAGGUCAAAAGGCAACGAAGACCUCGAAGCGCAGAUUGAGAACUUGGACAUCAAACUAAGCUUGUUGGACAAAAACAAGAUCAGCAUUGAGGAGUUCAUGAAGCACAACAAGAACUUCAAAACUUACAAGCCUCUCGUCCACAAUGCUGGGGCACGGAAAAAUCUCGACAAACUCAAGAAAUCCGUGCGAAAAAGAAUUGAGCUCUACCUGUCUAUGUUCUAUUUCUUGCAAACCAAUCCCGCAUAUUGGAGUAGGUUUUAUGAGACCAUGUCCCCCUCUGAUUUUAACGAACUGUUGAAGAAUGUUCAUUCGCUAGUGGCUCAGUUGUUCUCGCUUCCUCGAAUUACUGUCAAUUCUCAUUCCCGAGAAGAGUUCUUCUUUGUCAAAUUGGUGAGUGCCUUGAUGAAGACUGAUAUCGAAAGAGACUCGCGAAAUGUGGCCGACAUCACCAAAAUCAAGUCGACUUUUUGGAUCUCAUUUUUGUUAGACUUCAACAAUCAGACAAGCCAGAGGACACACUUGAAGAGACAAUUUGGAAAAGCUGUGGAAAAGAUUCUCGAUGACGAUGAAACCACAUUCGAACCAAACCCUUCAAAGAUCCAUGAGCUCAUCCGGGCUCGUGAAAUUAAUGUGUACGGAAAGAGUGAAAAACCUCGUGAGGUGUCGCCGCAAAUAGCCAUUCAAAACCAUGAGGUGUCAUCCCAGUUCGUGAAAAACUUGACCGACUUACGAGACGCCACCAGUGACUUCAUGGACAUCUUGAGACGCGGUAUUCCUAGUCUUCCAAUCCACAUGAGGGUCUUGGCAAAGACCGCAUACAAGCUCUCACGAGCGCAAUUUCCGGAGCAUAACGAACAGCAGUACUUGUCAGUGGCUGGUGUCGUGAUCAUCAAACAUUACAUUUCCAACAUAAUGCAAUGCCCUGCAAACUUUGGGUAUUCUACCAGAGAUCCCAUCUCCUCUGCUGGAAUAUAUCCAGAAAAGGGCUGCGACAACCUCAAGUAUUUGAGCAGGGUCUUGUUGCAGGUCUUUUCGAUGAAAGCAUUCAGUGAUAAUUUCAUGAAGCCGCUCAACGACUUUGUUCUUUCCUAUGUGGACAGCACAAUGGCUCUCAUUAGAGAAAUCAUUGAUGUGAGAGACUUAGAGGUGGAGUAUGAAAUGAACGACUACGACGAUCUUGUUGUGCACGAUCGGCCGCAGUUGACUAUGAAAGUUAGUGACAUGAUCGCCAUUGAAAAAUUGGUUUCUCGCCACCUAGACAUUGUUGUUCCUGGACUUGAUGACCAGUUGUAUGCCAUCUUAAGUGAGCUUAAUGACUUAGUGGAUUCUGCCGAUGACUUCGUGACCCUAACUGAGAUGGGUGACUUCACAUUAACGUUAUCGCCAGCUUCACAGGAGGCAUCCAUGGCAGACUCUAAAAUCAAAAAUCUUAUGGCACAAGCUAAGCGUUGUCUUCUCUACAUCAUCAGGGUGCAAGACGGCGACGACUUACUUGAGCUCUUCGUGCGGGGAAUCAAACCAAACCACGAAACAAAAUUCAGGCAAAUCAUUGACACUGAAAUCAGUGAGGCCUCUGAGGCUGGGCGAGGCUCAAGGGGUAACUCUUUCCCAUAUAGCAGGUCACCAUUAGGUGACUUGUCGAGUGUGAAUUAUGUCACUCUUAAGAAGAUGGCUUUGAAAGUGAUCCUUCAGCUAGAGAGUUUAAAAGUCGUUACAAGGAAGAACUCCUUUCAGGAGCUUCUCAACCAAGUUGUGCUAGACAUCAAGACAAAAGAUUCCCGGAGAAAGUCUCGAAAAACACAACUUCUCGUUGCAAGCCAGACGGUCUCAAAGCUUCUUGAAAAAGAGGUUUUUCUCAGAAAGCAGCUCAAUGAUUACAUCAAGCAUAUUGACAAGGUUCUCUUGGAUUUGCAACGGAGGCCCAAAGAUAAGAAGAUAUUCAAUAUCAUUCCUGUCUUUAGCAAGCAGUACUUCUACCACAGACAGCUAAAGAAGAACAACAGAUUACCCAAGUUUGGGUCUUACAAAUAUUCGGCUAAAAAGCUCAUGGAUCAAGGCGUGGUGAACAACAUUGGGGGCACUUUGUAUAAGCGGACUGCGAGCUCUUCGAAAGUUGAGUUUAUGUUCAGUUGUCACAAGGCCGGUGUAUUUGUAAUCGAGGCGGCCAAUGGUACAGUCAAUAUUCCUGGUGCUUGCAACACAAUCACUUUGGACAAAGUUUUGGACCACCAGUAUGAGCACAAGCAACUAUGGGUCAUGUUUGACGGAAUGGUGACCUUCGACACAGAAAACCUUGCUACGCUCAUCUUCAAGCAUUUUUAUGAUAUUAAAAACGAAUAGAUAACCGAAUAUACGGCAUGAGGGCUCCUCAA
This is a messenger RNA of Metschnikowia bicuspidata var. bicuspidata NRRL YB-4993, 4900 nucleotides long. It is a transcript of the gene IQG1, whose product is annotated as Iqg1p. Gene Ontology annotation, cellular component: cytoplasm; mitotic actomyosin contractile ring. Gene Ontology annotation, molecular function: GTPase activator activity; actin filament binding; calmodulin binding. NCBI's taxonomy places the organism in Eukaryota, Fungi, Ascomycota, Pichiomycetes, Serinales, Metschnikowiaceae. The transcript has a single exon. Bases 171 to 4868 code for a protein of 1565 amino acids. Gene Ontology annotation, biological process: regulation of actin cytoskeleton organization; regulation of GTPase activity; mitotic actomyosin contractile ring assembly actin filament organization. The record is from RefSeq and is a predicted model, not a curated record.